Penicillium daleae is the source of this 1494-nucleotide messenger RNA. It is a transcript of the gene swo1, whose product is annotated as putative swollenin. The coding region runs from base 1 to 1494 and encodes 497 amino acids. Gene Ontology annotation, molecular function: cellulose binding. The transcript is spliced from 7 exons. Gene Ontology annotation, cellular component: extracellular region. The record is from RefSeq and is a predicted model, not a curated record. NCBI's taxonomy places the organism in Eukaryota, Fungi, Ascomycota, Eurotiomycetes, Eurotiales, Aspergillaceae. Gene Ontology annotation, biological process: carbohydrate metabolic process.
AUGGAUUUAAUUAUUUUUUUUGCGACUUUUGUUUUCGCUCUAUUUGGUGAAGUAUCUGGCCAAUCUUCUUGUGCUUCUACCUGGGGCCAAUGUGGUGGAAGUAAUUUCAAUGGAGCAACCUGCUGUGUUAGUGGAGCAACCUGCUCCGUUCUAAAUCCAUAUUAUUCUCAGUGUGUUCCAAGUACUCAGAAGGUAUCAGGAUCUAGUUCUACAGGUUCUACAAGUUCCACAGGUUCCACAGGUGCUACAAUCUCUAGCACAAUCUCUACCUCGAAUCAAGGAGUGACCACAACUUCUACGUAUACGACCAGUACUUCCUAUUCCACAGGAACUGCUACGCAGCCGGAAUAUCCCUCCGCAAAUGCUAGCUCUUGUGGAUCUUGGGAGCUCGUUGACAAUGUUUGUUGUCCAUAUUACUGUUUAUCCAAUAAUGAAUCAGAGUCCUGUACUAGUGGUUGCACGGGUGGAUGUGGAUCCCCUCCCUCCUCAAUGUGCAAGUCUGGUACUAUGUGGGGAGAACAAUCUACAGUCGGGUCUGAUGAAGAUUGGCACUAUAGUCGAUCCACACAUUUCGGGCUUACCAGCGGAGGGGCUUGCGGGUUUGGACUCUAUGGUCUCUGCACCAAGGGCAGCGUCACCGCAAGCUGGACAGACCCGAUGCUCGGAUCAACUUGUGAUGCGUUCUGUACUGCAUAUCCACUCUUAUGUCAGGAUCCGUCAAACGUCACCUUACGAGGAAAUUUUGCGGCGCCAAAUGGUGACUAUUAUACACAGUUUUGGCCUUCACUAAGCGCAGCUUCGUCAGGCGACCCAGACAACUAUCUUUCAUGCGGAGAAUGCUUUGAACUCAUACGCACCAAGGCGGAUGGGACUGACUACGCUGUAGGGGAGGAUGGCUAUACUGACCCAAUAUACUUGGAGAUCGUGGAUAGCUGCCCCUGUGAUGCUAAUUCUAAGUGGUGCUGUGGUUCUGGUGCUGAUCACUGUGGCGAGAUUGACUUCAAAUACGGCUGCCCCCUUCCUGAGGAUAGUCAUCAUAUGGACUUGUCUGACAUUGCAAUGGGCCGCUUGCAAGGUAACGGUAGUCUUGCUGACGGUGUAAUUCCUACUCGAUAUCGGCGUGUGCCCUGUCCCAAGCCCGGCAAUGCGUAUGUUUGGUUGCGAGACGGCGGUGGUGCAUAUUAUUUUGCAUUGAGUGUGGUUAACACGAACGGCGUUGGGUCCGUCACUGCGGUCGAGGUUAAGAGCGCUGGUCAAAGCUCCUGGGUUGCACUUGAUCACGAUCCAAACUACACGAGCAGUCGGCCGCAAGAGCGAUAUGGUGCUUGGGUUUUGCCCCAGGGCGCUGGACCAUUCUCACUGCCCAUUGGUAUCAGAGUUACAUCACCAGACGGACAACAGAUUGUGAAUGAGGGUGCUAUCACAACCUUCACUGCGCCAACUGGAUCAGUCGCGGGCUUUUACUAUAUUGACCUUGGCGUGCAAUUUACUUAG